UACGUGAGUAGUGGUCACACGUGUGUGCAUGUGUGGGAAUGUGAAAGCGUCCGACUGACCGUUGACAGACGGACUGUAUGACUUAGCACGCGUUUUUCCCAUCACACCCCAACUGGUUUUCCCUCCUAUUUUCCGCCUAACUAUCACUCGGCGCCGGCACUUUCACCAGUCCGGACGUGCUUAUGAUAAAGAGAUACUUGCAUGGUUGCGAGACCAUUGUCGGACAUCUACUACUUGGGCCUGGGACGCCUGGUAAGUUAUACACGCGUGAAUGGUUUGUACUUUCGUUUCUGUGUACAGUCCGUUUCGUAAAUGUCUGUAUUCGUCGUUGUAUUGUUUCUGUUUUAGGUUUCCUGUACGUCGAAUAAAUUAUAUCAGGAAGAAUCUACGGCUAAUACAGACAUUUACGAAACGGACUGUACACAGAAACGAAAGUACAAACCAUUCACGCGUGUAUAACUUAACAGGCGUAGAUGGGCUUCCGGUCUAUAAAGUGCAGAGGGAAGAUGGUGUUGGUGUCGUGCGAACGCUCCACCGGAACAUGUUGCUGCUAUUUACAGCAAUACCAACGGACCUACAGCAAAGUGAUGCUGGGGACAACCGCAGGGUUUGUCCGAAUAAGGUCAGUAGGGUUAAGACUCGGGUUGAGUCAAGUUCCAGCUCGGAGGAGACCGACGGGUCGAGCACGGACAGUGGACGGUAUGUCAUUCCUCAAAGGAGGACAUCCAAGAGGGUAGUUACCCUUGGGGCCCCUGGACCGGUCAGGAGUUCUACACUGUCACAACCAUUAAGUCCAUCGUUACAUGAGUUAUCUUCCCGUGAUGGUGACCCUGAUAUUGCUCGUCCUUUUCAUCCAAAACGACCUGAAACUGCCUAUAGUCCACAAAAGUGAAAAAAUAUCAACUUUUCUGUACAAUGGAUGUAUCCCCGAACGGGAGGAUCAGAUCGAACACACUUCAAGCUCCCACACUACAGAGAAAGCCCGCCGAUUCUCCAGUAUGUGACGCAAUAGUAAUAGCGAUCUCUACAAAGAUGAAAGAACAUACAGUGUCUCUCUCAUUCUUUACAAACACCAAGAAGAUCGACAUGCUUGUAUCCAUACAGGACCGGAAGUGAUGGAUA
Messenger RNA from Pecten maximus, 1122 nucleotides. RefSeq lists its product as uncharacterized. NCBI's taxonomy places the organism in Eukaryota, Metazoa, Mollusca, Bivalvia, Pectinida, Pectinidae. The transcript has 2 exons. The record is from RefSeq and is a predicted model, not a curated record. The coding region runs from base 272 to 892 and encodes 206 amino acids.